Molecule: messenger RNA, 3009 nt
Organism: Ostrinia nubilalis (European corn borer)
Lineage: Eukaryota; Metazoa; Arthropoda; Insecta; Lepidoptera; Crambidae
Product: protein fem-1 homolog CG6966-like
Exons: 14
Coding region: 136-3009 (957 amino acids)
Molecular function (GO): protein binding
Source: RefSeq, a predicted model, not a curated record
CAGCCGGCAUGGUCAUGACUAGCCGACUGCGCGGCUUGUAUCGCGCCACGCGUUAAACCCAGUUCAAACAAAACAUUCCGUGUUGAAGUGAUACUGAAUUAUUUUGAAUUGUGAGUGAUAAGUGAUGUGGUGAUAAUGUCUUCGGGUGUAUGGGAUCUCAUGCCGGUGCGAUGCCGCUGGAUUGAGACGUUGAGGCACUGUGGGAAGACUCUGCUGCGUCGGCAAAGACGACUCCUCAGAAGAAUCAAGAAGGUGUACCUACACAGUUGGCGCUCCGCAGACGAGCUUAACAUGUUGGUGGGUGCGAAGAUCGGCGGCGCGACACCUCUGGUCAUCGCCUGCAGGAACGGGCAUUACGACGUUGCUGAGUACCUCAUUGAGAGGUGCAAGGCGGAUAUUGAGCAGCCUGGAUCAGUGACAUUUGACGGCGAAACAAUAGAAGGUGCGCCACCGCUAUGGUGCGCCGCGGCCGCAGGUCACUUGCAACUGGUCAGGUUGCUGGUUCGCGCUGGCGCGAAUGUGAACUCUACGACGCGGACGCACAGCACGCCACUCAGGGCAGCGUGCUUUGACGGACACUACGAUAUUGUUAAGUUCCUAGUCGAGAACGGCGCUGACAUAGAAAUAGCCAACCGGCACGGGCACACGUGUUUGAUGAUCGCGUGUUACAAGGGCCAUAUCAGAAUCGCCAAGUAUCUGCUGUCUUUGGACGCUGAUGUCAACAGAAAGAGUGUUAAAGGCAAUACAGCGCUACACGACUGCGCUGAAAGCGGGUCGCUGCAUAUACUGAAGAUGCUGUUAGGGCAUGGCGCUACGAUGGACGUUGAUUCAUAUGGAAUGACACCACUCCUAGCAGCAUCAGUAACGGGUCACACGCACAUAGUCGAGCAUUUAAUAAACGUGGAGUACGGUUUAGUGACGAGGCAGCAACGUAUUGAUGCGUUGGAACUCCUCGGAGCGACGUACGUCGACAAGAGAAGAGACAUGGUCGGGGCUUUAGCACUAUGGAAACGAGCGAUGGAUGACAGAUUUCCCGCCGACGGCACGGAACCCAUUCCAAAGCCGAAAGACGUGCCGCGCAUAGAAGCAUACGACUUCGCGGUCGAGCCGAGUAACGCGCAACAACUGGAGGAAAUACUCGCCGACCCUGAUGCCAUGAGGAUGCAAGCUCUCGUCAUUAGAGAAAGGAUUCUAGGCCCAGCGCACCCCGACACGUCUUACUACGUUCGAUACAGAGGAGCUGUAUACGCGGACGCCGGUCGCUUCGCGCGGUGCCGGCAGCUAUGGCACCACGCGUUGGACAUGCAGAGAGCUGUACUACCACCGCUGUCGCCGCUGACACAGUCGAGCUUGUUCAGCUUCGCAGAGCUGUUCUCUUAUAUGCUGGCUGAGAGAGCACGCCCCCCACUAAGAGGUCGCAUAGUCCCUCCGGUGACGUUCGACGACGUAGACCCGGUGUUCAGGAAGGCGCUGUCAGAGAUCCACCGCGGCAUGGAGCUGUUAGACUCGAAGCUCAGCAUCGACAGGGAACAGACGCUGACCACGCUGCAAAGGGUACUAGUGAUAUCUCUGCACCUGGCCACGCUAAUGGCGCGGCUAUUGGAAGACCCGGAGUGCACGGAAGAAGUAUCCAGCAAUAUUCACAAGGCAGUGUACUCACUCGUUAAGUUAGAUAUUAAGGUCCGGCAAGGUCGCUCAGCAUUACACGUAGCGUGCUCAGCCGAAGGACGGGGAGCUCGCGGCGGCGGUGCUUGGCUGCCCGCACCCGGCGACGCCAGUCCUUGCUGCGCGGCGCUUGUGGCUCUCAUGCUGCGUCUCGGAGCCUCGCCGCGCGCUCGGGACGCCUCUGGGAACACGCCGCUGCACCUCGUCUGCAAGGUAAGGCUAGAGACUACUUUCAUUGCUUCGUCUGUGAGGUAUCAGGCGCCUGUGACGUCACAGCUAGCUCUCAGUCUACGCCCGCGCCCGGUACCUCGUCUGCUAAGUAACACGUGCCUGCCACGUGACGUCACAGCUUCGCCCGGCGACGCCAGUCCUUGCUGCGCGGCGCUUGUGGCUCUCAUGCUGCGUCUCGGAGCCUCGCCGCGCGCUCGGGACGCCUCUGGGAACACGCCGCUGCACUUAGUCUGCAAGCCCCGUGACGUCACAGCUAGCUCAGCCUGCGCCGGCGACGCCAGUCCUUGCUGCGCGGCGCUCGUAGCUCUCAUGCUGCGUCUCGGAGCCUCGCCGCGCGCUCGGGACGCCUCUGGGAACACGCCGCUGCACCUCGUCUGCAAGUCUGCUCCCAAGCCCGCGCCAGGAGACGCCAGUCCUUGCUGCGCGGCGCUCGUAGCUCUCAUGCUGCGUCUCGGAGCCUCGCCGCGCGCUCGGGACGCCUCUGGGAACACACCGCUGCACUUAGUCUGCAAGUCCUUGCUGCGCGGCGCUUGUGGCUCUCAUGCUGCGUCUCGGAGCCUCGCCGCGCGCUCGGGACGCCUCUGGGAACACGCCGCUGCACUUAGUCUGCAAGGUAAGGCUGGGGACUACUUUCAUUGCUUCGUCUGUGAGGUAUCAGGCGCCUGUGACGUCACAGCUAGCUCGGCCUGCGCCGGCGACGCUAGUCCUUGCUGCGCGGCGCUUGUGGCUCUCAUGCUGCGUCUCGGAGCCUCGCCGCGCGCUCGGGACGCCUCUGGGAACACGCCGCUGCACUUAGUCUGCAAGGUAACAUGCGCCCGCCACGUUACGUCACUGGCACCCGUGACGUCACAACUACUUCUCAGCCCGCGCCCGGUGCCUCAUCCGCUAAGAACACGUGAAUGCCAUGUGACGUCACAGCUGGCUCCCUCAGCCCCCAAGCCAGGAGAUGCUAGUCCCUGCUGCGCGGCGCUUGUCGCUCUCAUGCUGCGUCUCGGAGCCUCGCCGCGCGCUCGGGAUGCCUCUGGGAACACACCACUGCACCUCGUCUGCAAGGUAACAUGCAACCGUGACGUCACAGCUAGCUCUGUCUGCGCCCAAUACCUCGUCUGCUAA